This is a messenger RNA of Oldenlandia corymbosa var. corymbosa, 1482 nucleotides long. The record is from the annotation of a GenBank genome assembly. Lineage: Eukaryota; Viridiplantae; Streptophyta; Magnoliopsida; Gentianales; Rubiaceae.
CGACACUUUUCUUUUCUUUUUCUUUCAUCCUGCGGUUUUCCUCAAAGCUUAAGACUCCGACAAGAAGACAUUCACGCAGAAUUUGCUGCUAAAUGGCAAAGCAGAAGCAGCGGCAACUUGUUCCUGCACCUACGAGAAAGAAAAGAAGGUCAGUUGCCCAAGAUGCAGACCUCCAUUAUGAGAAUAGUUGGGUGGUCGUCAAGAAGCAAAAAGUUACCAUUCUCAUACCAGCAUUACCAGUGACUGAGCUGCUUAUAGUGCCCCCUGAUUCAGGCAAACAUGCACCACCAGUGAGCCUGAGAAGCAAGACAAAUUUAGAGUUGGAAUGUACCGAUAAAUUGUAUUCCCAGAAUCAUUCUGUUUCAGAACACGAUAAAUCCAUUUCACCAGUUCCGGAAAGUGUCCUUCCAACUGCUAAAGCGGUUCAUCCUCUGCACUCUCAUCUGGUCCCAAAGCUUUCCAAACAAAGGCGGCCUUCUGUUUCAUCUGAGAAUCCAGAAAUUAACAAUGUCAGAGUUCAACAUUCAAUGGGUACAUUCAAAGCUAUAAAAAUGAGGAAACAAGCAUUGCUUAUUGGUGAUGGGCAGUUGACAAUGAAUGCAAGAAUGAGGGCUUCUAAUAUUGAGAGAAAGCUUCAAAGGGCUGGUGGUUUGAACAAUUGGCUGAUAUCCAUUGGCCUUCAACGCUUUGUGAAAUUGUUUCAGCAGAGGAAUGUAAAUAAAUUUCAGCUUGCUAAUUUAACCAUGAAGAAGCUCAAAGAUAUGGGUGCUCAAGCUGUCGGCCCACGAAGAAAGCUGAUGCACGCUAUUGACUGCCUCUGCCAACCUUAUUGUUUCGAGCGGUUAUGAUGCAUCUUCGAAGGAGCUGUACUUUGAAAGCAUGCAAGUGCUGAAUAACAAAGAAAACCAAGCAAGGUCAGUAGUCUUUUUAGCUGAAAUGAGAAGAGGUCUCCGAAUGCGGUUUUUGAUCUUUUUUUUGCAUUCAAAAGUGAGAAUUAUUAGAGGGUGGAGAUUGAAACACCUUUUUCUUUUCUUUUUUUUUUUUGGGGGUUCCAGUUCAUGUAAGAAGAAGUAGCCCAAAAGCAUUACAAGAAACUUUAGCGAUGCUGAGAUCAAAACCUCUUCCCAUGAUGUUGUAAUACAUAAAAGUAGGGAAUGAAGGGAGGCUUACAUCAUUCAGCUAAACUGUAAUACUAAAUUGGUUAGUUGGAGGAAAUUACUGUAAAUUUUGACGUUCAUGUAUGUUUUAUUCACAAGAUUAAUUGAAUUCCAUUUAAUUAGCAUUAAGAGUCAUAAACAUUUCACUGGUGAUUGGAUGUCUUUGUUAUUUGGAGUACCCAACUUUUGGUUUUGGAACUUUGUCCACGACUAAGUCGACCUAUUGUCGGUCGUGUAUGGCUGGGGAGAAGAAGUAAGAAGAGAUAGAUACUUGCAUAGCCCCGACAAGAAAAUGGUAGGUAGUAUUAUGGAAGUUUUGGCGGUG